UCUCUCUCUCUCUCUCUCUCUCCCUCCCCCUUUCGUCUCUCCUUCUCUGGUUUGCUUCCCCCUCGCAGUCAUCUUUUUCGCGGCCUCCUCUCCUUUUUUUCUUCCCGCUCACUCCCCUUUUACGGUUAUCUUGGACUCUGCUCAGCGCCCCGUAUCAAAGCGGAGCGGGGUUCGGCGGUUUGCCGAUGUGAGGCCGCGGGAGCGGCGGUCACUUCGCUGCGGAUGGCGACGGCAGCGGCCACUUCUGGCGCGGGAGGCGGCGGCGGCGGCGCUGUCGCCGCUGCUGCUGCUGGCGGGCGAAGUUUCUCCUUCAAGGUGGUCCUGCUCGGGGAAGGCUGCGUGGGAAAGACUUCUCUGGUACUCCGUUACUGUGAGAACAAGUUCAAUGACAAACAUAUCACCACUCUGCAGGCAUCUUUUCUAACCAAGAAGCUAAAUAUUGGAGGAAAGAGAGUAAACCUUGCAAUAUGGGACACAGCUGGACAAGAAAGGUUUCAUGCACUAGGUCCUAUUUAUUACAGAGACUCUAAUGGAGCUAUUUUAGUUUAUGAUAUAACAGAUGAAGAUUCUUUUCAAAAGGUAAAAAACUGGGUAAAGGAAUUAAGAAAAAUGUUGGGAAAUGAAAUUUGCCUAUGCAUAGUUGGUAACAAGAUAGAUUUGGAGAAGGAAAGACAUGUGUCUAUUCAAGAAGCAGAAUCAUAUGCAGAAUCAGUGGGAGCAAAACACUAUCACACAUCUGCCAAACAGAACAAAGGAAUAGAAGAACUCUUUCUUGAUCUGUGUAAACGAAUGAUAGAAACUGUGCAAGUUGAUGAGAGAGCACGAGGCAAUGGUUCUAGUCAAUCAGGAGUUGCAAGGCGGGGAGUACAAAUAAUUGAUGAUGAGCCAGCAGCUCAGAGUAGUGGAGGUUGCUGCUCCUCUGGAUAAUUGUACAAGAGACUGUGCUUCUUGCCCUUUAGUGAAGACUGCCACAUUCAGAGUCUCAUUCUUUAUCAGUGGGGAAUUGGAAUUAACAGUAUUUAAAAUCACUUGUAACAAUUCAAUUCAAUACCAUUAAGUGCUAAACUAGCAGAGCCAGAGAAUUGGCAUUUUCUACAAUGAUUAACAAAGCAAACCAAUGGCCUUUUUACAUAUUUCUUUAAUAAUGAAUAAUAUUGCAUGUGAGAAAGACUUAUGGCUUCAUUUAUAUUUUAAAUGAGAUCAUUAUUUAAUAACUUAUACACCUUAUUGGAAUUAGACAUUUUUUGCAGCCCUUUGUAUUUUGUGGUAGAUCAAGUUGUAUUUCUUCACAAUUGCAAAUCCAUUUCUUUUUAAUUAGCAGAUACCUGGAUACUAUUUUUGCAGGGGUACCAUUGAUAUAUAACUGCUUGACUACUUUGAUAUAUUCAUCCUGUACUCCAUGCUGGUAAAAUAAAUGGUAAAUCACACAUUAAAUAUUUUAUCUGCUUUUAUAAAUGCAGGUGCAGAAAUAUGUACACAAGUCUUGUCAGUAAUUGUGAGGUGAAAAAAUGGUGGAAAGAUACAAGUUCUAUUACUUACUGCUGACUUUCUCUUUGUUAGAUUAUGAUAAUUAUUUUUUGUUGGUCUAAACUUUACAUACGUUUCUGAAUAUUUUUCUAGCAAUUAUUGAUCUAUAACACUCUUAAGUCCCAAAAAAUCUAGUUGGAAUGUUGUGAACUGUUACGUUUAUUUUUAUUAAUACAGUUUGAAAUGGAUAAAUACUGCUUAUAACACACAGAAAUUAUAACUGUGAAUUGGCCUUUUCUAUUUGAUCAUCUCUAAGAAAGACCUGCUCAUAAAACUUCAUUUGUCUUUAUAGUCUUGCUUCCAUUUAUAUAUAGUGUUAAAAACGGAAAUUAAAAUAAUUUAGCUGCAACACAUAAAAAUCCAUUAAAAAUGGAUAGGAAUUAUUAAACUUCAAUCAGCUUUGUUUAAAUCCACCUUUUGAGAGCUUCUAAUUAUCAAGUAUGUCUAAGGUAUUUUCCAAAAAAAACAAAUACAGAUAACAUACUUGAAAGUGUUUUUGUUUCAAAAUUAUAUUACAUAAAAUAUGAUAUUGUUGAAUUCCUAAAGGAAAUUCCACAUGGUUAUAUAAUAAAUGAGAGUAUUUUAGCAUGGAAUAUACAUGAUUUUGCUUUUAGAAUUUUAUUGUUUGAUUCUAACUUCACUUCAGAUGGCUUGAAUUUUCAGUACUAUGAUGAAUAUAAUGAACAUGCAAGCUCAAACACAGAACACUGCAAAUUGGAUACACAUCCCAUAAGGGUCACCUUCCAGAUACUGACACAGAACCUUUGAGAGUGGCGUUUUAGAAGACUGCAUGCAUUUAUAAUACUAUUAAAGUUGAUGUAUGAAAAUCAGUGGAAGUUAACAGGAGGAAAUUAACUGUCACACAUGGCCAUAAACUGGGUAAUAUAUACGUUAUACUCUACCUUAACCCCGAUUGAAACUGUAAAUUAAAUGAUUUGUUAAAAUACAUAUGUUCAAGUAGCUUGGUUACUGUGACUUCUAUCAUGUGCUGCUGUAAGCUACCCUAUAUUCAUUAAAUAUUCAUAUUUAGUAUCUUU
Messenger RNA from Crotalus tigris (Tiger rattlesnake), 2564 nucleotides. RefSeq names its product RAB21, member RAS oncogene family (gene RAB21). The coding region runs from base 223 to 927 and encodes 234 amino acids. Gene Ontology annotation, molecular function: GTPase activity; GTP binding. NCBI's taxonomy places the organism in Eukaryota, Metazoa, Chordata, Lepidosauria, Squamata, Viperidae. The transcript is spliced from 7 exons. Gene Ontology annotation, biological process: Rab protein signal transduction. The record is from RefSeq and is a predicted model, not a curated record.